This is a messenger RNA of Bolinopsis microptera, 3028 nucleotides long. RefSeq names its product WD repeat-containing protein 75-like. Gene Ontology annotation, molecular function: RNA binding; protein binding. Gene Ontology annotation, cellular component: nucleolus. The record is from RefSeq and is a predicted model, not a curated record. Gene Ontology annotation, biological process: positive regulation of rRNA processing; positive regulation of transcription by RNA polymerase I. Bases 25 to 2151 code for a protein of 708 amino acids. The transcript is spliced from 8 exons. NCBI's taxonomy places the organism in Eukaryota, Metazoa, Ctenophora, Tentaculata, Lobata, Bolinopsidae.
UAAACUAAUACCCCUUAAAUAGCAAUGGAGGACCUCACUCUAGAGGGGCUGACAGGCUACUACUUGGGAGGCGGUGAGAUAACAUGCUGCACUCUUGUUAAAGAGGAUCUCUACGUCGCAGUAAAGUCUCAUCUUCUGGUUUACUCCACCCGCAAUGCUGCUCUUUUGCACGUGCAAAAACUUGGAUCUUCUGAGGUUACAGGAUUGUCUCCGAGUCCGACUAAUUCUCAGCAGCUUCUGGUAACGUCACGUGACGGGAGCGUGUCUGUUUGGGAUAUGACUGACUGGACUCUGAUGAGGACGUUAACUGCGGGCUCUUCAGUUUCACACCUUCUCGUUUCUCGUUCUGCCGAGCACAUAUUCCUCGUCACUAGAGGCACAGAGUCUGGUAAUACGAUAACAAAGAUUCAAAAGCAUUGUGCAUCCACAUUGUCCCACAUUUCUGAUUCGCUUAUCAUCAAAAAACAAUGCGAUAACUUCCGAAUAUCAUCCUGUGGCAACUUCAUCUUGUUCACACGUGACACGAGAGUGCGCGUCAUCAACACGUGCACGUGCGCCACCUUCACCAGAUUUACACACGAUACAGAUCUUUGUGCUACUGCGCUUCACCCGACAAGGAAUAUAGCUGCAGUGGCGGAUGUGGAUGGGAGAAUUUGCUUCCUAAAUGACUGGAAUGUCAAGGGAAGUGUAGAAGGGGAUGUGCAGCAUUGGCACGCUAACCAAGUAGGAGGAAUGGGCUUCGCUCCCCGCUCUGAUGUCCUCUUCUCUGGAGGGGCCGAGAGUGUGCUGGUAAAGUGGCUCGACGGACAGCCUCAGUUCCUUCCCAGAAUAGGAGGAGGAAUACAACACGUGCUGUGCCCGGAGUCAGGUGAUAUAGUUGUGUUGGUUACCCAGGAUACUGCCAUUCAUAUUGUCUCUCUCAACACAUGGACUGUCAAGUUCAAACUCUGCAAUAUCCUCAAAAGACCACGUGACACAUGCAGCAAAACACGUGCUACAACUGAAAUUGCUAGCUCGGGAACUGAUGUUGUAUUCUCUUCAACCCCCGGCAAUCUACAGGUAUUUGACGUGGAGAAGAGGGAACACAAGAGAAUAGUAGACAUAACCAACCAGAACCAAAGCACUGGUCACACGAGAAAUAAGACUCUAUCAUACAUUGACAUAACUCAUUUCAAGAUAAGUUUUGACGAAGAAUGGUUGGUUACGAUAGAAAGACGAGACGACGGUUUUGUCACUCCAGAGAACAGACUGAAGUUCUGGAGACGACACGAGACAGGAUACACUCUGAAGACGUGUGUAGAUCCUCCCCACACCAAGCUGACCACCUCCCUCUCCCUAGGUCUCACUGCCUCCCCCACUGCAGUGACAACUUCAACUGACUGUACCGUCAAGGUAUGGGUCUGUGGAGACGAUGAGGACAAAUGGACUGAGAAACAGGUCCUGAAACACCGACACGGACCAGCGUACAACAGCGUCAUAUCAGAUGAUGGAAGUGUUAUUGUGGUCGGUUACAAGGGUGUGAUAGUGCUAUACGGAACUGACAAAUGGGAGGUUAAAGCAGAGGUGCCUCAGUUAAUCAGUAGAAUGGACCAGAUCUUCUUAUCUGGAUAUUAUCUCCUUAACUCUGCUAAAGAUCUUAUCUCAGUGUGGGACCUUACAUCUGUUUCCCUUUGUUGGGAGGUCUCAGCUAACGUGUCGUAUAUUUUAGGGCUCCCUGACAAGACUUUCCUCGCAUUUAUAGCCAGAAAGUCUGUAACGGAUGCGUAUCUAUUUGGGGUAAAAAGUGCAGCACCGUUAGCUGUCCACAAGUUUGUGUGCCCUGGAGUGGUAGAGGGAGCUUGUGUUGUGGAUGGGGGAGAGAAAGUUGUGAUGCUGAACAAUCAGCACGAGCUUUACACCCUCUCCCACAUCUCCCCACCCCCUCUAGCUACUGCUGAGCGGCAACACGCUGACACUGCUACAGUUUUCACUCAACUCCUCAAGAUAGCAGCUCCCGCCGUUACGUCGCCCGAAUUCAAACACAAUUCCUCAGCAACUGUGGCUUCUUCUGUUUUAAACGUUUCUAGUAGUGCAAUGCCUCCACUGUCAGCGAUUUGUGCCAAUGUUUUGUCAGAUUUUCUUCCUCAGAAAACUAGUAGUAGUACAAAUUAGGCUAUCGAUUUAGUGAACAAGGUUUUUUAAUUCUGCUAAUUUAUUGACCAGUUAUAUUAUUUGAAGGUAUAUUAUGUUUCAAAACAUAUAAAUACUGGAUUUUUACCAAGUUCUGACUAACAGUUUUAACGAUCAAUAAACAGCGUUUACAUUGUUCAAAAUGGACUAAUGACAUCUGCGAUAUACGAGAGAUUUAAUACAAAGAAGUCCCGCGCAACAAAAAAGCUUUCCAUGAGCUGAUGAACAUUAACUGACUUUCAACAAUUUCAAAUUUGAUACAAUCUACACUUGUCACUAAUUAGUCAUAGUGGACAUACCUUAUCGGACCAAAUUUUUCACGGACAUGAUUAUUCACGCUCAUGACCGCCCAAAAAAUGGUGAAAAUAUUUGGUGAUUUUUAAGAAGUGUUAAUAAUAAUUACUCUUUUUCUGAACUCUAUAGAAUCAAAUGAAUGUGACUGAUAUGAGGGGAGAUUAUAUUUGUCCUAGUAUACUAAUAAGUUACUGGGCCGCGCUCAGCCUGUCAUUCCGCCGAAUCUCUAUUGCCUGAUAUGUGAUAGCCUGAGGUCCCCAAGUAAGAUCAUUCCCAAGCAGCAUUCCGCAGAGAAGGUCAUUUAAACAUUGUAUUCAACUAUAAUCCAGUCCAUUAUGAAUAUACAAUGCACUUAAUGAAGGCUAGGAAAACAAUAUAAUAUAACAUCGCCAUACCGUUUCGUAAAACAAAAAGCCUGUGAUUACAAAACAGCUGCUAUCAGUAUCAUGUUAAUCUAUCAACAAUUAUGUAUCAUAUUUUAAUGUUUUCUAUUUCUGAAAUUCAUGCAGAGAACGCGCGUAAUUCGAACAAAGAAAAACAAUGUUUAAUCCUUUUGUUUUAACCU